Fraxinus pennsylvanica is the source of this 2133-nucleotide messenger RNA. The record is from the annotation of a GenBank genome assembly. NCBI's taxonomy places the organism in Eukaryota, Viridiplantae, Streptophyta, Magnoliopsida, Lamiales, Oleaceae.
AUGCCACCCCAAAUUCUACACGAUGACAACCCCACUGUUGUGGCCGUUGAUAAAGACAAGCAUAGUUUAUCUGCCGUUCGUUGGGCGAUUGAUCAUCUCUUGAUUACCAAUCCAACCCUCAUUUUAAUCCAUAUAAAGACCAGACAAUCUCAAAAUCAAAAUUUAAAUGGGGCCUCCCCAGAUGCCAAUGGUGGAUUCCUUGACAAAAUUUUCACGCCUUUUCGUGCAUAUUGUGCAUGCAAAGGGUUAAAAGUGAGAGAGGCCGUCCUUGAAGGUAAUGACGUGUCUAAUUCACUUAUAGACUACAUCAACCAUCACCAUAUUACCAAUGUGGUUCUUGGUGGCUCGUCGAGGAGUGUUCUUUCAAGGAAAUUUUGGACUUACGAUGUACCAACUUUGAUAAACAAGGCUGCUCCAGAUUUUUGUUCAGUGUAUGUAAUUGUGAAAGGAAAGACACAAUCUGUCCGACCGGCAGCACGACAUGCAGCCUGUUCGACUCUACCUAGGAUACCUUCUACACAAGCACAGUCUGUCAAGAUUAACAACUUCGAACCAGACACUGGAUCGAGGGCAAAUUCUAUAAGAGAGUGGAAGGGUGUAGGUUCUGAGCGGAUCAGGUCCAACAAAGGUCUAGGCAAUGGAUCUGGAUCAGUGGACAAUUAUGACAUUUCCAGUCGAGGAGGAUCGAAAAUAUCACCUGGCCGCAUUUCCCUAGAUGGAACAAUCAAGUUAGGAUCAAUUGGUAUCAAAACACAAAAUUUAGACUUCACCUUUAUUGCAGAAGGUGGUGAUGACAGAUAUUCCUCAUCUUCAAAAGAAAUUGAAGCCGAGAUGAAAAGACUAAAGCUUGAGGUGAGGCAGACCAUGGACAUGUAUAAUACUGCUUGCAAAGAAGCAGUUUCAGCCCAGCAAAAGGCUAAAGAAAUUCAUCAAUGGAAGCUGGAAGAAGCUCGUAUAUUAGAACAAGCACGGUUUAAAGAAGAGGUGGCUCUUGCAAUUGUGGAGAUGGAGAAGGCCAAAUGCAAAGCUGCCAUUGAAGCAGCAGAGAAAGCACAAAAAAUAGCUGAGAUGGAAACUCAUAGAAGAAAGUAUGCAGAGUUGAAGGUCCAACAAGAGGCAGAAGAGAAGAAACGAGCACUUAAUGUUCUAACAAGUAAUGAUGUCCGCUACAGAAAAUAUACAAUAGAAGAGAUCGAGGUAGCGACCAAUAACUUCUCAAGUUCAAAUAAAAUUGGUGAAGGUGGUUAUGGGCCUGUUUUCAAAGGUACGCUUGAUCAUACCCCAGUAGCCAUAAAAGCUCUUCGAUCUGAUGCUAAACAAGGGAGGAAACAAUUCCAACAAGAGGUUGAGGUCCUAAGUUGCAUGAGACAUCCAAACAUGGUCCUCCUUAUAGGUGCAUGUCCUGAAUAUGGAUGCUUGGUGUAUGAAUUCAUGAGCAACGGAAGCUUAGAAGAUCGAUUGUUCCAGAAAGAAAACACCCCUUCCAUUCCAUGGGGUACUCGUUUCAAAAUUGCAGCUGAUAUUGCAACUGCGCUUCUGUUUCUUCACCAGUCAAAGCCAGAACCUCUUGUGCACCGUGAUCUUAAGCCAGCCAACAUCCUUAUAGACUACCAUUAUGUAUGCAAAAUUAGCGACGUUGGUUUAGCAAGAUUAGUUCCCCCGUCUGUAGCUGAUAACGUCACACAAUAUCAUAUGACCUCUGCGGCGGGAACAUUUUGUUAUAUUGAUCCAGAAUAUCAACAGACAGGUAAAUUGGGGACAAAAUCAGAUGUAUACUCGUUUGGGGUAAUGUUACUCCAAAUUAUCACUGCAAGGCCCCCUAUGGGGCUCACCCACCAUGUCGAGAGAGCCAUUAAAAAGGGAACAUUAAAUGAGUUGCUUGAUCCAACAGUGCAAGACUGGCCAAUUGAAGAGGCCCUUAGCUUUGCGAAAUUAGCUCUAAAAUGUGCUGAGCUCAGGAAAAGAGACCGACCAGAUCUUGGUUCAGAUGUAUUGCCAGAGCUUAACAGGCUAAAAGAACUUGGAAUGAACAAUGGAUUAAGCAUUGACAGCAGCCAUAACCAUCAAAAAUCUCCUCCAAUAUCAAAUCCUAAUGGAAGUGUGUCCAAGGAUGAUGCAACGGUUGAAGAGUGA